Molecule: messenger RNA, 4831 nt
Organism: Gadus macrocephalus (Pacific cod)
Lineage: Eukaryota; Metazoa; Chordata; Actinopteri; Gadiformes; Gadidae
Gene: pdlim4
Product: PDZ and LIM domain 4
Exons: 7
Coding region: 243-1481 (412 amino acids)
Biological process (GO): actin cytoskeleton organization; heart development; muscle structure development
Cellular component (GO): Z disc; stress fiber; adherens junction
Molecular function (GO): muscle alpha-actinin binding; actin binding
Source: RefSeq, a predicted model, not a curated record
GGGUCCCUCCCACACUCGCUGAGAGUGAGAAAGGCAGGGUUGUCGGCUUUGCAGACACAACCCCUCAUCUCGCGUAAGAGGAGGUUCAUUAUUUAAAGUUUUAAGCAACUUAAAUAGUGUUGCCUAGAAGCUGGGAAAGCCGACAAGGUUAUUUCACAAAACCAAACCUAAUAUUUUCUAUAUUUUCGGACCUUGGCUAGCUCGGACGUGUGUGCCUUUACAAACUAAAUCACGAAUCGAAUAUGCCCCAGACUGUGACACUUGAGGGACCCUCACCUUGGGGAUUUCGCCUUGUGGGAGGACGGGAUUUCAGCACACCGUUAACUAUUUCUAGGGUGACAGCGGGCAGCAAGGCGGCCCAGGGUGACCUCUGUCCGGGGGACACCAUCCUGGCCAUCAAUGGAGACAGCACAGCCACCAUGACCCACAUGGAGGCCCAGAACAGAAUCAAGACGUGCACUCAGAAGCUCACACUCCACGUCAGCGGGUCAGAUGACAACAGAGUGUGGUCACCAACCGGAAGCGAUGAUGGCAAGAUAAGCCCCUACAUGGAGUCUGACACGCAGAAGUUCCGCCCGAUAAUCAGCGGAAACGGAGGCUACGGUCGGAAACAGUCCUACACCCAGGAGCCCGAGAAUCAGACCCGGGCCAGCCCCCCACCACCACCGCCCGCCCCCCAACCAGCUCACCUGAAUAAUGAACCUGCCAGGCCCAACACCAGCCCCAGCUUCACCUAUGGGAAUGGGAACAGCCACAGGAAUGUCCAUGGCAACGGCCAUGGCAACGGCCAUGGCAACGGCAAUGGCAACGGCCAUGGCAACGGAACUGGGCAGUACAACAGCCCCACCGGUCUGAACGGCAAUGGAGACCGCUCCCUACCUGGCAAGAUGGGAGGUCUCCAGCUCGGCAGUGCCUCCUACAGCCCCGAGCCCCACCUGACCUCACCGGGGGGCCGUCCUGGUAACGGGACCAGCUUCAACGUGGAGUCACCGGGGGGCCGUCCUGGUAACGGGACCGGCUUCAACGUGGAGUCGGACGUGUUGCGGAUGCUGCAGGACCACGAGGAGCCGGCCGCUCAGCCCAAACAGUCGGGCUCCUUCAAGUACCUGCAGGUCAUCCUGGAGGCCGAGGACGGAGGUAAGUCUCCGAGUGAAACCAUGAGGAGCCUGCGGUCCCCGGUGAGGUCUCCAGUCCCCAAGCUGGCCAGCCCCAUCCCGGUCUCCUCACCCGGGCUGCAGAAACUCCCUCAGUGCACCCGCUGUUGCACCGGCAUUGUGGGCACCAUGGUGAAGGCCCGGGAUAAGCUGUACCAUCCCGACUGCUUCAUGUGCGACGACUGCGGCCUGAACCUGAAGCAGAGGGGCUACUUCUUCAUCGAGGAGAGCCUGUACUGCGAGACGCACGCCAUGGCCCGCGUGCAGCCCCCCGAGGGCUACGACGUGGUCGCCGUCUACCCCAACUCCAAGGUGGAGCUGGUCUGAGGCCAUAGGCCAUGGAGAGAGGGAGAGGGAAGAGGAAACGUGUGACGUAGUGAGAGCGAGAGAGUGCUAUACUUUGAUAUACAGCUGGUCUGAGACCAUGGCCGAUGGAGAGAGAGAGGUAGAACAUGUGACGUAGAGAGAUUGAGGGCGUGCUGUACUUUAAUAUACAGCUGGAAGACAUUGGAGGUAGGGACCCGAAGUGUUCUUUUAGAAGGGUGUCCCGGUUGAUAAGGUGUUAGGUAGGUAUUUAGGUAUUUCUUAAGGAAUUGUAGAGCAGGAAUGCUGAGCACAGAGGGUUGUGACGAAUGAUGAAGAUACAUGUUGGAACGGAUGUCCUUUAAGGUGGGAGUCGGCCAUCUUGUGUCUGGUUCAAUUAGCACAAAGAAAGGUUGCAGCUAAUGGGUGAAAUUGGCGUGAUCGAUGAGCGAUUAGACGGACUAUAAAAAGAUUGCAGGACUUUUAUCGCAUCUCAACCCCAUAUUUCCCAUCACUUCACAUUCAUGAUGAUUGAUUAAGUGUGUUGUCCAAGUUGAGCAUUAAUUCAGAUUCUGCAAAAUAUCUGGUUGAGGUUAUAUUAUCAUUUAUUGAUCUGAUUUAUUUUCUAUUUAUUCGGUAUAUUAAACACCCAACACAUCACAUCAAGACAGGAUGCAAUACAAAAACGUAACAUACAAACACGACAGAAGCUACACUACAUUUAAAGGAGCACCAGUCAGUCGAUGGUGGGGGCUGAAAUGAAAUGUAAAAUGCUGUGUGCUGGGGCAGCAGGCUGGCUUCAAAGAGCGGUUGUCCUUACUGAUGAAGAUGUUUUAUGGCAACAGGGUCCAGCAUCUUUUAUAGAUGUUUGUCUUUGGGCUGGGGACGCUGUGCCUUUGACCUGAGGACAGUAGCCCAGAGUGGGGGUUCAAGAGAGGGCUGCCAUGGUCUAAGAUGUUGCAGCGUAAGUGUUUGACUGCUCUGCCAUGGAUACAGCACCGUUUGGUUUGUUUGUAGCAUGUCAUUUUACUGCCCAGUUGAACUAUUAGGCCAACACAAUGUUAAAACUGAGUAUACUUUCAAUUAGACAUGGCUACACUCUUUUUGGGGUGCAUUGGCUGACCUCAAAGUUCCUUUGUUUUCCCUGCGGUAAAGUGUCUUCUGCUGUUCAAAUGGUUCUGAUCAACCUGCUUAACCUGCAACUCUAGCAAAACAAAUAACAAAACUCAGAUAUAAAUGACUGUUCACAUGCAACCUUUUCCAGAUGCAGCCAUUAUCCAUGGUUCUAUUGAGUUCUUCGUGCGUCUGCCUGUACCUCAAUGCUCCAGUUAAGACAUGCACACAGCAAUAUGUGUUGGAUAACAUCAUAUUCAAGGAUGAUAAACAAAUGAACUACUUAUAGAUAUGCCUUUUAGAAACUACUGGGUUCUAGUAUUCACACACUAACGCUAGUUAACCAGUUUGCUGUCGUUUCUGCCGGAGCUACUUUAGUAUAUCAAUAUUUACCUAUUACAACUAAUAGAUUUUAUUGCAGUUUGUAUCAGGAUUUCAUUUAUUUAGUCUUCAUUUAAAAAAGAAAAAAGAGAAUAAUUUUGCUCUUCAAUAACCCUGUUGCGCUUACACACACAUCAUCGUUCUGUUCUUGUUUGAGUUUACACUUACUAUGUUUAGUUUGGAUUUGGGUUGGAUUUGUCUGACUGUUGAAAAAGAUUGUUGGUGAGAUUUUGAUAGUGGGUUGCUUCGAGGGGGAGCAACACGUUAACAAAGGGUUGGGAAUACUUCUCCAGGCUGGGGGGAAUUAUCGUAGGGCUAUGAUGAAUACUGACCAAAAGUUCUCCUUUCUCUCCUCUGAUACUUAAAACCCUACAACAUGAGUCUUCAUUUAUUCAUGUGAUACUACAGGUAUUCUAAGGGAAUGAGGAAAGAAAGAUGAGCUUGAAAGGAGAAUAUAUAUUCGGUUUGUUUAGAUAUUCUUUUUUAGUUGCUAUACUGAACUGCGGAGUUUAACAAUGUUGGUCCAAAGUAUCUGGGACGCUAUUUUCUAGCGAUGCUGUUACUUUUAGUUGUUUAGUUGUUUCUUUUCUAUCCGUUCAUGACCCUGUCUAAGAACAGCGUUUCCACUCUGUUUUCUGUGGAAUGCUUCCAAUAAAUAAUGAUAGAGUGAGCCUUACAGGCACUGUAAAUAAGUAGUCUCACUCCACACUUCAUACACUCCAUGUGGUCAUAUUCUGUCCUGUGGCUGUCAAAAACUUUCUUGUGGUGUUUUUUUUUUUUUUAUGAUUUAUUUGGUCAUGAAAACGUUUUUGAAACUUUUUUCGCAAAGCAAUUUAUACCCAUGGGAAUCUUGUCCAUAGCACUUUGGGAUAUGCAUGAACUUUGUUGCAAGAGUUUUCGGAGCUAUUAUUGUCCGUGUGCAAGAUCAGCUUAAACAGAGCCAGGCUUGGGCUUUGCCUUUAAUGAAACAAGCGCCGAUGCUCCACCUGGCUUCACUGCUUCCCUAGGCUCCGGACCCAAGGAGAUCAAGGUCAAAGUUCAUGCACACAAUCAACUGAAAUUAAAUUAACCUAAGCUAAGGCUAAGGACAAGCUGAUUCUUUGUGGAAUGACAUUUCCUGAGUUAUAUAUAUUUAACAUCAAUUAUAGUUACCACAUCAUAUUGCCCUAGUAGUUUAAACUUGGGUCCACCCAGCAUUGAAGCCUGACGACCAAGCUGAUCUUGAAAAGGCCCCUUUACAGACACACAGUAGGGGAAUAGCAAAGAGAAAGAUUGGGCUAAUUUAUGACAGCCAAAAGCAGUCCUAGAGAUGCAUCCCACUUUGUGAAAGAGGUGAAGCCAGGGGAUGUGUGGUAGAUCAAAGCACCAGACGGCACAUUUCUGUAACAAGACUUUUUGGCUAGUGUGAAAGCUAACAAGCAAAGGAGAGCAUCAUUAUUUGUAAAAUGGGUGAUGUAUAUUCAUUGUAGGUGAAUAAUGAAAUGGAUAAUGGUUAAAGGAAAACAUUAAUGUACCUAGUUGAUUGCUAUUGAUUCAGUUCAAAUACCAGUAAUUCCUAUUUUCCUUUCUGAUGAACAUUCAAUGUUUCAAUUGACAGUAUACCGACUGCAGUGAUUCUCUUUGUAAAUUAUAUGAUAUUAUAUCAUUCUGCCAUUUUGGCUCUAUGGUAUUGUAAAUAUUUGGUUUGUCACUGUUGCCAUUAAGUAUAAAAGUCCAUUGCAUUGCAGACGUUGCAUAAUCUGUGUUCUUUAAUGAUUUCCAUGUGCUUUCACAAAAAUCCUCAUGUGUUUAACUUAUUGUUUUUUUAUGAAUCUGGUUUUCUGGAUCCUUUUGUAUCCUACUUUGUAAGACAAAUAAACUGACAAGUGAUUUGCGAAGAA